Molecule: messenger RNA, 627 nt
Organism: Bacidia gigantensis
Lineage: Eukaryota; Fungi; Ascomycota; Lecanoromycetes; Lecanorales; Ramalinaceae
Exons: 1
Coding region: 1-627 (208 amino acids)
Source: RefSeq, a predicted model, not a curated record
AUGGACAAGCUACCUCGAGAGCUGCUUCUCAUGGUUCUAGACAAUCUAGAAAGAGAUGCCGGUUUCCAUUGGAUUCCGCAGGAAUUGUUAUUCAGCGAGAGCGAGAGCAGAGUCUCAAGCCCAACUUCAUCUCUAAUUGCGAUGUUUGACAUUUCCCUCACUAAUCAUCACUAUCACGCCAUCGUCACUCCACGAAUUCAAAAAGUCCUGAAUAAGGCACUGGCAAAGGCUCUCGACAUGGAAGUACCUUGGGCUAGCUCAGAUAAGGCUUUUUUGGACCUCGACUGGAGAUUCGAGCCAAUUAUGUUCUACUUCUACACUCUACGACAUUGCUGGCCUAUCUUUCGGAAAUGGGCAAUCUGGAAGUUGUUGCCGACAGCCGAGUGUGGAUUGAGAUCAGCACAUGACGGCAUUUUCAAUGAGUCGUAUUGGAAAGAACGUCAAUUUUCAAACCGCGUUUCGGGAUUCUACAGAGGCUACCUACCUGUGGCUACUUUCUUUGGCGUAGUGAAGGCUUUUAACCAGGAUGUUGUGGAGGUCAGGCAUCAUGAAGAGACGAAUGAGCUAUCUAUUUGUAGGAAAGCGGUUAAAUAUGACGAUGACACUGAACCAGCUCGUUCUAACUGA